ACUACGGAUUGCGUGCACAGUGCAGAAGCCAUGAGGAUUUUCAUACUGACCGCUCUGGUGACAAUGGUGUGCGCCUCCUACGAAGAGGACCACGGUGGAUCCACUUAUCACGAGACGUCGAAACCGGUGGAGAUUCCAAUUUACAAAAAAUACGCCAUACCAAUUCCGCACCCUGUUCCAGUGCCGGUACCGCAGCACAUUAAGGUACCAAUUCCGCAGCCGUAUCAGGUCGAAGUACCAGUUCCACAUCCAGUGCCUGUGGAGGUAGUGAAACACGUUGAAAUUCCAGUGGAGAAGCCUGAACCGUACGUGGUAGAGAAAAAGGUACCAUACGUUGUCGAGAAGCCCUAUCCAGUGACGGUGGAGAAACAUUUCGCGGUUCCCAUUCCAAAACCAUACCCAGUCCACGUACCUGUCUACAAGCACGUGUUCCAUCACCAAAGCAAAGGACACGGCUGGAAACACUGAUCCUGGAUGUCGUCGACGUAUCAAACUCGAGUCCUUCUACCAAAUACGCAGCCAAAAUGAAAUUCAUCGUUUAUUGGCAUUAUCACGCUUGUACAUAGUCCAAUGUUGUUAUUGUUGCUCAAAUAAACUGUUUUUGUUUUUGUAACAAUUGCCGAUUGAAUUUCUUUCCCUUAUGGUGGUUGUCUCGAAUAUUCGAGAUGCUUGGAAGGUUUUGAAAGCCGUGGGUUUCUUUCAAUGGCUCGGAACCAGUCGCUUUUUCUUCGAACCACUGGAUUUCUUAAUUAGGUCAACUUCACCAGAUUGGAUCCCGUCGAUCCGCAUGCUUCGACUGUUUUCUCCAUCUAAUUGCCGCCCAACACCGUG
Osmia bicornis bicornis is the source of this 831-nucleotide messenger RNA. Its product is annotated as MAGE-like protein 2. The record is from RefSeq and is a predicted model, not a curated record. Lineage: Eukaryota; Metazoa; Arthropoda; Insecta; Hymenoptera; Megachilidae. The transcript is spliced from 3 exons. The coding region runs from base 31 to 468 and encodes 145 amino acids.